This is a messenger RNA of Dentiscutata erythropus, 605 nucleotides long. The record is from the annotation of a GenBank genome assembly. Lineage: Eukaryota; Fungi; Glomeromycota; Glomeromycetes; Diversisporales; Gigasporaceae.
AUAGAGAAAUUUCAAAAAAGUUAAAUAUUAAGGAUGCCAUAUACUAUGUAUCUGAGUCUUGGGAUGCCGUUGAAGAUCAAACAAUUGUCAAUUGUUGGAGAAAGACUGGAAUUCUAUCAUCAAUUUCCCGUGAAGAAAUAGAAGUCGCCACCUAUAAUCAUGAUAUGUCGUUAGAACAGCAAGAAGAUGAUGUUGGUAACUUGGUAAUAGACUUGACCUCUCAAGAUCCAGAUCCGGAAAUUGAAAGCCAAUUAAACACAUAUUUAGACCUCAAUGACUUGCAUAUAAUAACCAAGGAAAAGCUUGAAGAUUCAAAAAUUAUUAAAAUUGUUUUAGAUGAAGAAAACCAACGCGAAAAUGGAGAUCUUGAUGACUCGGAUGAAGAACAACCUGAAAUUCCUAUUUCAGAAGGGUUAAUGGGUUUAAAUAAAUUUAUUACCUUUUUUGAACAACAAAUUGAUACGGAUUUCAAAGCUGAGGACCUUAAAAUUUUUCGAAAAUACUUAGCUUUGUUAAACCGAAAAUAUAGAGAAUCUAAGCACCAAGCAUCUAUUAGUGAUUUCUUUACACCGUUAGAUAAUGAGGAAGAUUAUGAUGUAUUGUGA